This is a messenger RNA of Pieris napi, 2916 nucleotides long. RefSeq names its product 17-beta-hydroxysteroid dehydrogenase 13-like. The coding region runs from base 151 to 1146 and encodes 331 amino acids. Gene Ontology annotation, molecular function: oxidoreductase activity, acting on the CH-OH group of donors, NAD or NADP as acceptor. NCBI's taxonomy places the organism in Eukaryota, Metazoa, Arthropoda, Insecta, Lepidoptera, Pieridae. The record is from RefSeq and is a predicted model, not a curated record. The transcript has 8 exons. Gene Ontology annotation, cellular component: lipid droplet.
UUUGUUAUCAGAAACUGCCGAUGCCGGUGUCGGACAUUCUCACAAUCAGUAUUUUAGUCAUUCGUCGCGCUUUGUCCGGAGUACACGCGCAUUACAAAACUCGCGAUAUACUUCCGGUAUUUUGUGACUGUUUGAUUAUAAGAACUUACCAUGGCAACAACGGAAAUACAGAAAAAUGGAGGUGCACAAAAUUUAAUAAAACAGGCACCCUGGACUGACGAGCAAGGCAUCACGAUGAAGGUGUACCAGGGCGUUAUGAUGGCGCUAGAGAUUUUAGUUCUGAUUGUGAAGCUGUAUGCGACCUGGUUCUACUGCCUCUACCGCUUCUUUGUACCGCCAGAACCUAAGAGUGUUAAUGGGGAAAUUGUGUUGAUAACUGGAGCAGGCCACGGAAUGGGAAGAGAAAUGGCGUUGAGGUUCGGCCGUUUAGGAAGUGUCAUAGUCUGCGUGGACAUCAAUCCUAAAGGCAACGAAGAAACUGCCGAAAUGGUUAAAGAGAACAAGGGAAAGGCACAUACCUAUAAAUGUGAUGUAACAGACCGAGAGGCCAUUAAUCAGCUGAUAGAAAAAAUUCGUAAGGAAGUCGGAGAAGUCACGAUUUUGGUGAAUAAUGCUGGUAUUAUGCCAUGCAAGCCUCUACUCGAGACCAAUGAAAAGGAGAUCAGGCUGGCCUUUGAAGUCAACGUUCUCUCGCAUCUAUGGCUACUCCAAGCUGUGCUACCCUCGAUGAUGGAGAGAAAUCACGGUCACAUCGUCGCUAUGUCCUCAAUGGCUGGAGUCCUUGGUCUCCGUAAUCUGGUGCCCUACUGCGGUACCAAGUUCGCAGUCCGUGGAAUGAUGGAGGCUCUGCACGAGGAACUGAGGGAGGAUCCGAGGGACUUCAGUGGAAUUAAACUAACCUGUAUCUACCCGUACAUCGUUGACACCGGCCUGUGCAAGAACCCGAAAAUCAAGUUCCCGUCACUGAUGAAGAUCAUAUCACCCCAGGAGGCAGCCGACAACAUCUUGGAUGCUGUUAGGAGGAACUAUACAGAGAUCACAAUUCCCAGCUCCUUAUAUUAUAUCAAUCAGUGGUUCCGAAUAUUCCCCAGACCCGUGCCCCUGCAUUUAAAGGAUUUCUUGGAUUCUGGACUUGAAGCGCAAUAGAUUUUAUUUCUUAUUAUAUCGACUUCGAUGGACAAAAUCGUUAAACUAAAUACAAAAGUCUUAAAAUGACCUUUGAUUAGUUUAUUCGAGUACACUCGACUUUAGCGAGUAAUUAAAUAUAAAAAACUUAUUUACUAAAUUAGUCUCCUUUCACUGUUGUAACUAAUUUGAUGAUUUAUUAAUAGUGGAAUUAGAUUGAUUUAUUAAUAAGGAAAGAUUUGGAAUUUAAUUAAACAGCGAAUCAAUCGAAACGCUAUUGGUGUACCAAUUUGACUUAUAAAAAUCGAAAAUUAAUACAAAAGUUCAUAAAUUCUAGGUAUGAGAUAAAAAUCUACCAUAAGUAAUAUUUCUAAGUUAAUUGUAGAAAGAACUUCUAACAAAUUAAUUGGAUACAUGUACCAGCAGUUUAUUAGAUAGAGACACGAAGGAUUUGGUUUUUUGAUAUAAGCGACUCUCAAGGUUGAAUCGUGACAUACAGAAGGUUGCUCUCUUGUCUAUAAAAAAAAAACAAAGACACGAAUAUAAUCCGAUACCAAGCCAGCAAUAGGAAUGUAGCGCUACGAAAUACUUUUUUUUAAAUACCGCAUUAGUAGUAGAUAGUAGGUAUUUCGUACUCGUACUACGUAUAGACCAAUUGGGUACACCCAACAUUAAUAGGAAAUUAACUUAAAAAUCAUUUACAGUGGUGCAGAUUAUUACCAGUAACCGUGCCGCUGCAUAUUAAGGACUUUAUGGACUCGGGGCUCGAACCUCAAUAAAUGUAGGUACAGUCUAAAAUUAUAUUGUGGUCGCUUCAUGUAGCUUUGUAUCCAGGUCGUCAUUUAGUGUCAUUUCAUCAAGAGGAGUCGCUUCAUUAUUCAGAUCAUCUUUGUGGGCUGAAUGUCUGGCAUAUAACAUACACGAAAUAUUUGUAUGUCUUUAUGUUAUCUUCGUUAUGGAAACGAACGAUUAUGGGAAUAUACUUUUUAAGAUAUAAUCAUGAUUUAUUUCAAAGGUUUUGUUCAGGAGAAGCCAACCGAUUUCCAAACCUGAAGAGGAUCCGAUUUUAUAAUUCUUUACCAUAUAAGAUGAGUGUGAUAAGUAGAUGUUAAAUAAAGUAAGAAAAGUCUUUUAACUAAAUACUGCUUCUGACAAUUUUCUUCUAUUUAAAAUUGCCAUAUUGAAACAAUGUUAAAGUGUCAAGUGUCAACUCUUUAGCCAAGAACACUUUGCGACUAACGUUACCGAAAAUUGGUUUUGCAUUGCGGGUCACGCUUGACGCAAAGUAUUUUGUCUAGAGUCCCAGGUCUUCUAAUAUGUACAUAUUAGAACAAUACAGCCAAUAUAAUAGCAACACUCCAUACAACUUAAUUCACAGAUAAACUAAAUGUCCAAAACCAAUAGAAAUUAAGGAUAUCUUUUAAUGUUGCGAAGUGAGAUGGGUAAUUAAGACUUUUAAAGAGAAAUAUUAUGUACAAUAUGUUUCUGAUUAUUCGUUAAUGUUAUUAAAUAAAUAUUUAAUCACAUCCAAAUUUAAUGCUUAUAAUAUUGUAAUAAUACUGCUGGUAGUCGACGUAGUUUAAGGGUAAUGUUUGUGCCUUAAGUUGUGUACUGAACAUGACAAUAUAUUUAUCUGUAAGUUUUGUGAAUUUUGUACUUUUAUACUAAACAUAUUUAAAUUUGAUAUUGUAUAUUGGGAUUCGCUAAAAAAUAGUGCUAUAUGUCAAUGACAAUUAAAUGGCUUUAUAUGCAGACAGCUCUCUAUAUGAUGUCGAAAAAAACAAAAGCUUG